This is a messenger RNA of Pelobates fuscus (common spadefoot toad), 955 nucleotides long. RefSeq names its product E3 ubiquitin-protein ligase RNF220-like. Gene Ontology annotation, molecular function: metal ion binding; ubiquitin protein ligase activity. Gene Ontology annotation, biological process: protein ubiquitination. NCBI's taxonomy places the organism in Eukaryota, Metazoa, Chordata, Amphibia, Anura, Pelobatidae. The transcript has a single exon. Bases 31 to 765 code for a protein of 244 amino acids. The record is from RefSeq and is a predicted model, not a curated record.
CAGACCAGACUGAAUGCUCGGAUUUGAAAAAUGAAACGAAGAAAGCAAGACGAGGGACAGAGAGAAAGCUGUAUGAAUGAAGAUGACUCUAUAGAUAUUGAAAAUGAGAACGGACACCGGUUUGAAGAAUAUGAAUGGUGCGGCCAGAAAAGGAUACGUGCUACAACUCUUUUGGAAGGAGGGCUCUGUGGGUCCGGUUUUAUAAUAUGUAGCAGCAAAGAAAAUCACGACAGUGACGCUGAUCUUGACGUUAACGGAGAUGACACUCUAGAAUAUGGCAAGGCACAGUACACGGAAGCAGACAUUAUCCCAUGCACAGGAGAAGAGCCGGGAGAAGCCAAAGAGAGAGAGGCUCUUCGGGGGGCAGUGUUAAAUGGUGGCACGCCAAGUACCCGGAUAACAAUAGAAUUUUCCAAAUGGGCCAGUGAUGAAAUGCCAUCAACAAGUAACGGAGAGAGCAGUAAACAGGAAUCCAUGCAAAAAACAUGCAAAAACAGUGACAUAGAGAAAAUCACAGAAGAGUCUGCUGUGACGACGUUUGAAGCCCUAAAGGCUCGUAUCCGUGAGUUAGAACGGCAGUUGUCCCGGGGGGACCGCUACAAAUGCCUCAUCUGCAUGGAUUCCUACACAAUGCCCCUGACGUCCAUUCAGUGUUGGCCCGUCCACUGCGAGCAAUGUUGGCUGCGUACCCUGGGCGCUAAGAAGUUAUGUCCGCAGUGUAACACCAUCACUUCCCCUGGAGACCUGAGGUGUGUAUAUUUGUGAAGACCAGCUUUGCUCCGACAGAUGGGACUUCCCUCAGGAACAUCAUGUUUCCCUUUUGGUGGUCCCUGGAACUCCUUCAGGGGCUGAAAUGUGAGAGACCCUUUUUUAAAUGUUUGGAGCAAAGGAACUUGUAAGCAGAAGAUACUUUUCCUGAUUGGGAGCCAUGAUCGAGAGGAGCUAUAUAAUAAAC